Molecule: messenger RNA, 1395 nt
Organism: Peromyscus eremicus (cactus mouse)
Lineage: Eukaryota; Metazoa; Chordata; Mammalia; Rodentia; Cricetidae
Product: zinc finger protein 420-like
Exons: 5
Coding region: 1-1395 (464 amino acids)
Biological process (GO): regulation of DNA-templated transcription
Source: RefSeq, a predicted model, not a curated record
AUGUCAGCUGGUUCUGAAUUGAAGCUGAUUCCAGGGUAUCCCAAGAAACAUGGUGGCACUCCAGUUAAAGUAGGGGCUUAUGGAGGCCAGGUGAUUAAUGGAGUUCUGGCUGAUGUCUCACUCACAGUAGGUCCAGAUCCACUGACAUUCCAGGAUGUGACUGUGGACUUCUCCCAAGAGGAGUGGGAAUGCCUGGACACUGCUCAGAGGGCUUUGUACAUUGAUGUGAUGUUGGAGAAUUACAGGAACCUGAUUUCUGUGGGGAACUAUUGCAAAUAUGAUCCUGUCCAUCAACAUGUGAAGACUGAAAAGGAGUCUUCCCAUUGCUCAAAUCUUAGAAUACAUCAGAGAAUUCACACUGGGGAGAAACCUUACAAAUGUAUGGAAUGUGACAAGUCCUUUACCCAAAACUCACAACUUAAAACACAUCAAAGGAAACUACAUACUGGAGAGAAACUUUACAAAUGUAGGGAAUGUAACAAAUCUUUCACUAGGUGCUCAUAUCUUAAAAAACACCAGAAAAUUCAUACUGGAGAGAAACCUUACAAAUGUGGAGAAUGUGACAUGUCCUUUACUCAGGCUUCACAUUUGAAAAGACAUCAAAGAAUUCAUACUGGAGAGAAACCUUACAAAUGUGGAGAAUGUGACAUGUCCUUUACUCAGGGUUCACAUUUGAAAAGACAUCAAAGAAUUCAUACUGGAGAAAAACCUUACAAAUGUGGAGAAUGUGACGUGUCCUUUACUCAGGGUUCACAAUUGAAAAGACAUCAGAGAAUACAUACAGGAGAGAGACCUUAUAGUUGUAAGAAAUGUGAUAAAUACUUUACAAGUUCUGAAAAUCUUAGAAGUCAUCAGAGGGUCCACACUGGGGAGAGACCUUACAAAUGCAUGGAAUGUGAUAUGUCCUUUAUCCAGUACUCACAUCUUAAAAGACACCAGAGGGUUCAUACCAGAGAAAGGCCUUACAGAUGUAAGGAAUGUGACAAAUCCUUUUCCUGUUGCUCAAAUCUUAGAAGACAUCAGAGAAUUCACACUGGGGAGAAACCUUACAAAUGUAUGGAAUGCAAAAAGUCCUUUAACCAAAACUCACAACUUAAAACACAUCAAAGUAAACUACAUUCUGGAGAGAAACUUUACAAAUGUAGGGAAUGUAACAAAUAUUUUACUAGGCGCUCAAAUCUUAAACAACAUCAAAUAAUUCAUACCGGAGAGAAACCUUACAAAUGUGGAGAAUGUGACAUGUCCUUUACUCAGGGUUCACAUUUGAAGAGACAUCAGAGAAUACAUACAGGAGAGAGACCUUACAGUUGUGAGAAAUGUGAUAAAUACUUUAGAAGUUCUGAAAAUCUUAGAAGACAUCAGAGGGUCCACACUGGGAUGAGACAUGUAAUGUGA